AUGCCGGAUCGCGGAGAUGAGGGCGUCUCCGAGCCACACACUACGGGACGCCAAACAAUCCUAAGGCGAAGGGAAUUUAGUCGUCACCACAGAGAACAAUCAAACAAUCAUGGUCAAGCUUCCGCCAUGCGAAGAACAAAUGCGCUGUUCUUUGCAGCUUCGAAAUGCGCAAAGCUCCAUGCUACACGUCGUUUGUGGUCUGAACCAAUUGUUAGAAUUACCAAUGGCACUUUCUACCGUCAGCAUCCUUCAUCCAAACCAGCAUCGGGCCAGGAUGUAGCCCCGAAUCCAGCACUAUUUUCCAACCUGGACUUGAGUUUGCCUUCAUUCUCAACGCCAAGCCAACACUGGGCAAUUCUCUCGCCUUCAUCGAACAUCAGGACAGCAUUCCUCCAAGUCCUUCGUGGACAACUUCUUUGCUUUCCACCCACAGCUCGUACAUACCCUUAUCUUCUAUCUGACGAAGUGGGAAGCCGGAAUCCGAACCUCCGAUAUCCCGAUCGCGCCAUUGAAUAUGUUGGCUUCGAUGUGGAACGGAAGGCUUUCGGCGGCGCGUAUCUCUCUGCUAGAUACGAAUCGCUCAAAGAGGAUACCGACUUCACUUUGCAGCGUUACUUGACUGGCAUCAUUACUCUCAAUCCAGGAGAGGAGGAAAUCAAAGCAAAAGCAAUAAAUCCAGAAGUCAUGCAUAAGGUCAUGCAUGAUCUGGAACUUGAAAGAUUCCUAGACAAGCCAGUCGCUAUGCUCAGCAAUGGACAGAGUCGACGAGCAAGAAUCGGCAAGGCCCUUUUAGCACAGCCGUUGAUGCUAUGCCUGGACGCGCCAUUCAUUGGCUUGGAUCCAAUUGUCACUAAGCACAUUAGCAAAGUGCUUCACAAGCUGGCGGAGGCAAAUGCGCCCCGAAUCGUACUAAGCUUGAGACCACAAGAUGCCAUACCUGAUUGGAUCACACAUAUAGUCUAUGCCGGUGAGGACGGAAAAGUCGACGCUCUGGGUCCGAAAGAAGGAGUAUUUGCACAUUUGAAAAAGCAAUAUGAAGAUAUCGGACUCUCAGGUCAAACUAGCGACGGUAUGGGAGCCAAGCUCCUCGAACUGCGCGAAGUUGGGCGUCAUCUUUCAGAGGGCGGCAACUUUGAGUCUAGCGCCUCAAAUUCUUCGUCGGACUCGUCCCUCGUCAGCCGCGACGGCUAUCACCAGACGGACGAUACCUCUAUUCCUACAGGUGAACCCAUUGUCGAAAUGUCCGGUGUGCGCAUUUCCUACGGCAACAACCCCGUUUUGGGCGAUUGGGAGAACGGUCUCAACCUCAACAUCCACCGCGGUCAACGCUGGGGCAUAUUUGGCGCCAACGGCUCUGGCAAGACAACAUUCCUCUCACUCGUAACGUCAGACCAUCCCCAAACUUACUCUGCGCCCGUCAAACUCUUCGGACGCUCGAGGUUACCUGAGCCAGGCGUACCUGGCAUAACCAUAUUUGAGAUCCAGAGUAAGAUGGGCCAUGCGAGCCCAGAGGUCCAUGCCCUAUUUCCCAAACAUCUCAGAGUGAGGACGGUAUUGGAGAGCGCAUGGAGCGAUACGCCCAUUACCAAGGCCAGACUUGAUUAUGAUGCAACACGACGAGUAGAUGCGUGUUUGAAGUGGUUCGCAAACGAGAUCAACCCAUCUCCAACAAAGACAGACGGGGUAGAAUGGGCAAGUCAGACCCUUUUCGGCGAGAUUUCAUAUUCUGCACAACGUGUUCUCCUCUUUCUGCGAUCCGUAGUUCGCAACCCCGACAUCGUUAUUCUCGACGAAGCAUUCAGUGGCAUGGAUGACUUGGCACGCGACAAGUGCCUCCUAUUUCUAUCUCAGGGACAAACGAUGCAAUUGACGUAUACGGAAUCUGGGCCUAAGCCUGUUCAGUGGGAUGGUGAAGUAUCGGUUCCAGGUCUGCAAGAACAUCAGGCAUUGCUGGUUGUCAGUCAUAGCAAGCAAGAGAUUCCAGGUUGUGUGAGGGAUUGGAUCUGCCUGCCUGAGUCAGGCACGGGGCCACCAAGAAUUGGAAAGUGGGAUGGGCCAGUGGAGUUGGAUGGUAGGAGAUGGAAUGAGAUCUGGGACUUGUAGUACAACGCCCUAGGCUUCUAGAGCGGCCAUGAUUGUUAGCAAUGCCUCCCAUCACCUGUC
Molecule: messenger RNA, 2163 nt
Organism: Parastagonospora nodorum SN15
Lineage: Eukaryota; Fungi; Ascomycota; Dothideomycetes; Pleosporales; Phaeosphaeriaceae
Exons: 1
Coding region: 1-2103 (700 amino acids)
Cellular component (GO): mitochondrion
Molecular function (GO): ATP hydrolysis activity; ATP binding
Source: RefSeq, a predicted model, not a curated record